This is a messenger RNA of Syngnathus acus (greater pipefish), 1727 nucleotides long. RefSeq lists its product as uncharacterized. Lineage: Eukaryota; Metazoa; Chordata; Actinopteri; Syngnathiformes; Syngnathidae. The transcript has 3 exons. The record is from RefSeq and is a predicted model, not a curated record. The coding region runs from base 126 to 1022 and encodes 298 amino acids.
GGGGAGAGAGGGGGGUUAUCAGCAACAGCAAAACGGGGUGUGGGGCGGUUAAAGGAAGAGAGUGUAUUUAACAGCUCUAAAGUGACAUGCGGCUCUGAAGACUCCCGGGAGGGGGGCGACCAGAUAUGGACAGCGUGUUGGACGGCGCGUCUGUGUUGUGCGUCUUCAAAGUGGUGUGCAGCCUCCUAAGCCUGCCCUUGCUGGUGACGUCGCGAAGUCCUGUGGGAUUCUGCGGCUGCUGCAUCCUCAUCUUCACCGAUUUCCUGCUCGCAGUUUACCUGAGCCUCCUGGGCCUCUUUGAGCGGUGGUUCGCCGAGCUGACGCCGCCGCCGGGCGUGAUCGCCCUGCGCUUCCUGCUCUUCCUGAGCCACACCUACGGCGCUGUGCUGAUGCUCAUCACACCCCUUAUCGCCGUGGAGCUUCUCACCCGAUUUCUGUGGACGACGAGAGAAGAAGAGGAAGGGAAGGAGGAAGAGGAGGAUGAAGAUGAUGCGGUGAAUGGCGGCUGGCCGUGUCACGCCAUUGGCUACUUGUGCUGUUUGUCGGUGUGGGUGGCGGUGGCCCUCAGCCUGCCGUGUCGAUGGAAGUCAGAGGAAGCCAGGGCCAUGGUUUGUUUGGUCGACAGCGGCUCUUUGAUGCGUUGUCUGCCCAACCUGCUGAGCCCCCUACCCAGAGCGAUGAGUCCCUGUUGGGGCGUGGCCUUCCUCUACUUGAUCCUGAUCCUGGUCACGUGCUCACUUCUCCUCCUCACACGAAAGAUGGUGGGCGACGGCCGGGAAUGUUCCUCCAAGGAGAAGGGAUGCACGAUGGUGCCCUUCGAGAUGCUGCGCAGGGAGGGACGGCGGGAUUCGAACUUGACGCUGGCCUCGCUGGCCGUGCUCGGCGUCCUGGUGCUUCCGCUUUACCUCGGUGUCAAUGUCCUCCUGCUAACGAGCGUGGAGACCCUCCUGGAGGCCUGCGUCCGCCUGUUUUGGGGAUCUACCCACAGAGGUUCCACCGCUGUUGUUGUCAUGGCGGUGUGAAACGAUUGGCCGCCGAUUGGAAAGGGAUUAUGGUAUUAUGGGACAGUGUUUACAUGCGAGGACUAGAUGCUGAGAAGGCAGUUUGAGGGAGGCUUGCUGGCUAAAGCCGUAAAGGAUUAGUGGUCACUUUGAGGACCACCACGCAAUGAGACUGGCUCUAGGAAAUAAAAAUAUAUGAUCAGUACCAGUUUUGACAGUGAAAAUUAAAAAAAAAAAAAAAAAAAAAAGUGGGGGGGGGGGAGCAACUUUCCCCCAAAAUGCACAUUAUAAUUCAAAAUUUAACAGACGUGAUUGUGAGUGAAUGGUUGUUGCUUCGAGCUGAUACCUCCCUAUAAGGUAUGGUGACACGAUGGUGUCAAAGCACUACCGUUAAACUAGACAAGAGUUUUAAACGGUUUGAAUGGAGCUCCUCACCUCAUUUCAACAUAAUUGAAUUUUUUUUUCUUGGCACCAAAGCAUUGAACUGACAAAAUGAAGCUCCUCUUUCAACAUGGUUCAUAAGCCCCAAGAUGCUGGAGGUUGUUGCCAAAUCAAAACUAUUGUAUCCGACAGGGUGUGAGCACAACAAUGGAAGUUUCAGUGGAAGUUUUAAAAAAGUAUUUUAAGAAAUUUAGCAUAUAGCUCAGAGCCAGCUGGGAUAGCCUACAGUUCACCCGUAACCCCAAUUAGAAAAUAUAAGUGGAUGAAUGUAUUAAUAAAAAAUAA